This is a messenger RNA of Oncorhynchus masou masou (cherry salmon), 3589 nucleotides long. Its product is annotated as iron-sulfur clusters transporter ABCB7, mitochondrial-like. Gene Ontology annotation, molecular function: ABC-type transporter activity; ATP binding; ATP hydrolysis activity. Gene Ontology annotation, biological process: intracellular iron ion homeostasis; transmembrane transport. The record is from RefSeq and is a predicted model, not a curated record. Lineage: Eukaryota; Metazoa; Chordata; Actinopteri; Salmoniformes; Salmonidae. Gene Ontology annotation, cellular component: mitochondrial inner membrane. The transcript is spliced from 16 exons. The coding region runs from base 32 to 2251 and encodes 739 amino acids.
UUGAUUAUGGGACCCGCCUUCCUCUGGCAAGAUGGCGCCGCUGUUGGUACAGCUGAAAUGUGGACUCCACUUGCAAAGACAAACAUUUACUACUUUACUCCAACAUACAAGUUCGUAUCAUAUUUGGAGAGGAGGUAACACACCGAAUGGGAAGCAACAGACGACUUAUUUGCUGAGCCCCAACCUGAGGACAGCCUCAUGGACAGUCAACAGAAGUGACAACAGACGUAUACUGGAGGCUGCAAAGCAUUUGCAGGUGACCGAGAGGACAUGUUGGCACGGCAAUGCAGGUGGAAGGCUAAACGCAGACCCCAAAAAUGUGUUGAAGGAGGUGAAUUCCCGGACCAUCCUGUCUAACAUGUUGUCCUACGUGUGGCCCAAGGACCGGCCUGAUCUUCGGGCUAGAGUUGCCAUCGCCCUGGGGCUGCUUGCUGGAGCUAAGAUGACCAACGUGAUGGUACCCUUCAUGUUUAAGUAUGCUGUGGACGAGCUGAAUGGACUGUCAGGUCAUAUGUUGAACUUGCAGGACGCCCCCAGCACCGUGGCUACCAUGGCAACUGCUGUUCUGAUUGGCUACGGUGUGUCCCGUGCCGGUUCGGCCCUCUUCAACGAGCUGCGUAACGCCGUGUUUGGGAAGGUGGCCCAGAGUUCCAUCCGGCGUAUCGCCAAGAACGUGUUCCUGCACCUCCACAGCCUGGACCUGGGCUUCCACCUGUCCCGCCAGACGGGGGCGAUGUCAAAGGCCAUUGAUAGGGGCACCAGGGGCAUCUCCUUCGUCCUCUCUGCCAUUGUCUUCAACCUGGGACCCACUGUUUUUGAGAUGGGGCUGGUCUCUGCUAUCCUGUAUUAUAAAUGCGGGGUGGAAUUUGCUGCGGUAACUCUGGGUACUCUGGGAGCGUAUACAGCCUUCACCAUUGCUGUCACACAGUGGAGGACUCGGUUCAGGAUAGAGAUGAACAAGGCAGACAACGAGGCAGGAAACGCUGCUAUUGACUCUUUACUCAACUAUGAGACCGUUAAGUAUUUCAACAAUGAGAAGUAUGAAGCAGAGAAGUAUGAUGGUUAUCUGAAGAGCUACGAGUCCUCCUCCCUGAAGACCACCUAUACCCUGGCCAUGCUCAACUUUGGACAGAGUGUCAUCUUUAGUGUGGGCCUCACUGGUAUCAUGGUGCUAGCUAGCAAGGGGAUCAUGGCAGGCUCUAUGACAGUAGGAGACCUGGUGAUGGUGAAUGGUCUGCUGUUCCAGCUCUCUCUGCCUCUUAACUUCCUGGGCACCGUGUACAGAGAGACACGCCAGGCCCUGAUCGACAUGAAUACACUCUUCACACUGCUCAGUGUUGACACCAAGAUUAAGGAAAGAGAGCUGGCCCCUCCUCUCUCCGUCACCCCUCAAGAAGCCACCAUCAGGUUUGAGGAUGUCUACUUUGAGUACCUGGAAGGACAGAAGGUUCUAGAGGGCGUCUCCUUCCAGGUGCCGGCUGGGAAGAAGGUGGCCAUCGUAGGAGGGAGCGGAUCAGGGAAGAGCACCAUAAUGCGUAUGUUGUUCCGGUUUUACGAGCCCCAGAAGGGAAACAUCUACAUCGCUGGACAGAAUAUCAGAGACGUUGGACUGGACAGCCUGCGACGGGCCGUAGGGGUGGUACCACAGGAUGCAGUGCUCUUCCACAACACCAUCUUCUACAACCUUCAGUACGGGAACAUCAACGCCACGCCAGAGGAGGUGUACCAGGUGGCACGGCUUGCAGGGAUCCACGAUGCCAUCCUUAGGAUGCCCCACGGAUAUGACACUCAGGUCGGCGAGAGGGGGCUCAAACUGUCAGGUGGGGAGAAGCAGCGUGUGGCCAUAGCCAGGGCCAUACUGAAGAACCCUCCUAUCCUGCUGUAUGACGAAGCUACCUCCUCACUGGACUCUAUCACUGAGGAGAACAUUCUUAGUUCCAUGAAGGGUCUGGUCCAGGACCGGACGUCCGUGUUCAUUGCUCACAGACUGUCCACCAUCGUAGACGCAGACGAGAUCAUCGUACUCAACAAGGGUAAGAUUGCAGAGCGAGGGGACCACCACUCUCUCCUGGCUACUCCAGGCUCUCUGUAUGCUGACCUGUGGAACACUCAGAACAGUAAGAUACUGAACGUUAAGAACAGCCCGGUGGAGCUGCAGCCAGAGAGACUCAGCCAGAAGGAGGAGGAGAGGAAGAAACUACAGGAGGAGAUCAUGAACAGUGUCAAGGGCUGUGGGAACUGCUCCUGUUGAGGAGAGAGACAAGGACAUCCCUCAAUACCUGUCCCUUCCUUCACUCACUGACAGCCUGCCCUCAGUACUUUAGUCUCUCUCAGGGGAGGGGCCAUCUACACCUCUCCAUCUCACUCCUGCCACAACAAACCCUGGGCUGACUGCCCCUCCCCUUGCUCCUCUUGAGAAGGCGAUUGGUGGCCGAAGAGGAGACUGAUGACAUUGGCUGAUGUCUACAGAGAGGCAGUGUUCAUCUACCAAUCAUCUCAGGACAAACCACGCAUAAGAGAUCUUGUAUAUGAUGACAUCAUGGUGUGGAGGAUUGAGUGAGAACAGGACUGAGUAAGAACAGGACUGAGUAAGAACAGGACUGAGUAAGAACAGGACUGAGUAAGAACCGGACUGAUGGACUGAGUAAGAACCGGACUGAGUAAGAACCGGACUGAGUGAGAACAGGACUGAGUAAGAACAGGACUGAGUAAGAACAGGACUGAGUAAGAACAGGACUGAGUAAGAACAGGACUGAGUAAGAACAGGACUGAGUAAGAACAGGACUGAUGGACUGAGUAAGAACCGGACUGAGUAAGAACCGGACUGAGUAAGAACCGGACUGAGUAAGAACAGGACUGAGUAAGAACAGGACUGUGUAAGAACAGGACUGAGUAAGAACAGGACUGUGUAAGAACAGGACUGAGUAGGAACAGGACUGAUGGACUGAGUAAGAACCGGACUGAGUAAGAACCGGACUGAGUAAGAACAGGACUGAGUAAGAACAGGACUGUGUAAGAACAGGACUGAGUAGGAACAGGACUGAUGGACUGAGUAAGAACCGGACUGAGUAAGAACAGGACUGAGUAAGAACAGGACUGUGUAAGAACAGGACUGAGUAAGAACCGGACUGAGUAAGAACCGGACUGAGUAAGAACAGGACUGAGUAAGAACAGGACUGAGUAAGAACAGGACUGAUGGACUGAGUAAGAACCGGACUGAGUAAGAAUAGGACUGAGUAAGAACCGGACUGAGUAAGAACAGGACUGAGUAAGAACAGGACUGAGUAAGAACCGGACUGAGUAAGAACCGGACUGAGUAAGAACAGGACUGAGUAAGAACCGGACUGAGUAAGAACAGGACUGAGUAAGAACAGGACUGAGUAAGAACAUUAAAGUGUAUUUGCCAGAUCGGUGCCCAUGUUGCAUGAUGUCAUCGUGUACAGUUUGUUAGAACGGAACACUGGUUGGACUUCACCUUCAUGUCCAAUGGAAAGAAAGACAUUACAAUGUGUAGAAUUAUGUAAAGGCAUUGGAGAAAGAACAUGGUGUUUUUGUGUGAUAACCUGAAUAAAGAGCAGUGAGACUCAGA